This is a messenger RNA of Pecten maximus, 7959 nucleotides long. RefSeq names its product DNA-directed RNA polymerase, mitochondrial-like. Gene Ontology annotation, biological process: mitochondrial transcription. The transcript has 32 exons. Gene Ontology annotation, cellular component: mitochondrial DNA-directed RNA polymerase complex. Lineage: Eukaryota; Metazoa; Mollusca; Bivalvia; Pectinida; Pectinidae. Gene Ontology annotation, molecular function: protein binding; DNA-directed RNA polymerase activity; mitochondrial promoter sequence-specific DNA binding. The record is from RefSeq and is a predicted model, not a curated record. Bases 16 to 3705 code for a protein of 1229 amino acids.
AUGUUAAGCGUUUAAAUGCCAUUGAACUUCAAGGGCGCAGAACCUCAUGGCGAAAUGUCGCACUUGCUUCACACUGGAUGUUCCCUCAGAGCAUCCUUGGUGAUUCUAAAACGCUUCCAUGUUCAUCGAGUAUGUCAGCACUUACAGCAAAACGAAAGAAGCUUUACAAAUUCCAGGAUAUGUAGUGCGUCUAAAUUAUUAACUGAAUUGAAAGAAAAAAACAAAGUAAAAGAAAUUAAAGAUUUCAAAAUAACAAAAGAGGAUCUCAAUGGCAGAGAAUUCCGUGAUGUUGGAAAAAGGAAGGGUAGAAAACGAAACACCUCAAAAUUUUCAAAAUAUGUAGAUGAGCCAAACAAUGCUCAUGGAGCAUUCCGAACAGAGCACCAAGAUGCUGCCUCUAGAAUGGAACUGUUGGAAAAUCUGGCCAACAAAACCAUGGAUGUGGUCCAGAAAGAUAACGGGAGCCAUCAUUGGGACAUGGAAAGGAGAAGGUUUCUGUCAAGGAUAGAAAAAUCUGCUCUUGGUGGUAGGAGGAGGAGAACAUUGGAACAUUUGAGUGUUGACAGCUUUAAGAAGGUUCCAGGACAGACAUCCUUGAAUAGGCUGCUGGCUGAACUUGAAAGUCUUGACAUUGCAAGUAUACUGAACAUACUUUGCCAAACAGGAAAGACACAAGAAGCUGUGGACAUUUUGUUUAACUUCCUCUACAUCUGUAAUAAGUUAGAAGAUGCACAAAAGCCAGAGCAACUUUAUGAUGUUAAUUUAUUCAACUGUGUUCAUCGUGCUCUGGCCAAACAGGGAGAAAUAACUUGGAUGGAACACGUCCUGAACUGGAUGACCAAACAGAGCGUACCUCCUACGUUACAAACAUAUGCACAUUUCCUGGAGUGUUUUGGACGCAGUACGUUUGACCAGUCCAGCAAGAUACACGAUAUCAUCAGCCAACUACAGGCAAAGGGUCUGGAACUGGAAGACUUGUAUAGAAAUUGCAGUUACAUAUCUGAUGAGUGGACCUAUGUCAGAAAGGCUGUAGAAACUGUACGGGAAAAUUUCGAGCCCCGUCCACGUCCUGAAAAACCUCCCUACAACAAUCCACUGUUGGAAUACCUGGACACAGAAGAAGCUAAACAGAUCAAAAACUUUAACCCAAAUAAAGACAUCAUGAGCAAAAAGAAGUUGUCACAAAAAAUCAAAGGAAGGCUAAAACAGGAGAAGGAUGAAUACAUUGCUCUGAAACCUGUAACAAAAAUUAAGUCAAGUGUAAAAUCACAAAAAUCAAAGGAUGAGAUAAGGGAGUUGAAAAAGCAUUGGGUUCAGUGUCUGACACGUCUGUACCAACAGUCCUUCAUGACAUGGAACGGACAAACACACAAAGGCUACCUGGAAGCUUUGACAGCCAAGGAAUUUUCGGAUAUGGUGAUAGAGGUAGUUGAACUCCUGAUGCGAGAUUCUCUCCAAACAUUGUACUGGACAAAAAGACAGUUCGCCAAAGCUCUAGGCAGAAGAUUGAUGCAAAAAACACAGUAUUUCUACAUGGAAAAAUAUGGAAUCCUUGACAAGGUCAGCAUAGUGUAUAAGGAGUACGCCCAACGAUUACUCAGUGAGAGCCACAUUGAUGGAAACCACCGUGAGAUUUGGGAGGCGAUCUGUAACAAGCACAUGGAUGGACCAACACUAGGAGUUCCACAGAGACCCUGGUCUUACGAUACACAGCUAUGGGUUGGCUACAAGAUCCUGGAUCAGAUAAUGGAGGUGAUGACCAUUACCUUGGACAAGACAGAGGACAGUGAAACAAAUGGGAAACAUGAACCAGCAUUUUUCGAAACAGUCAACAGAAACAUUCUUGGAAAAUGUCUAUCAUGCUAUAUGCCACAUCCAAAACUGUUGAAGCUGUACAAGAGGAGAGGCCGUUCCGUUGGGUUUCAGCUGUCGGAGUUACCGUCCACCAUUCCUCCAGCUCCCUGGACAUCCGUUUAUCAUGGCAUUCACUUGGUCGGAGAUGCUGAACUUAUUCGUAUACCAGUCUCGAGUGAUUUUGACACACAGAAGAAACUUGUAUAUGAGAAGAUGUCCUCUGCAGAUAUUCUAUCAAUAUUUGAUGUACUCAACUACAUGGGGUCCUGUCCUUGGAUAAUUAAUAACGAGGUGCUUGAUAUACAGUUGAAAGUUUUUCGUAAAAAUGGAAACAAGGAGAUGAACGUGCCUUUACCAGCUCCACAAAUGCCUGCCCAUCUGAAAAAACUGAAGAAGAAAUUGAAUCGGAAGGAAGAUAGGCAGAUGUUGAUAGAAAAGAACUCAUGGAAAAAGAAAUCGUUGGAGAUGAACUCUCUUUGGUACAGUUGUUUGUGGAUGCUAACUAUUGCCAAAGAGUUCUCAGACAAGCCAUUUUGGUUGCCGUUGAACAUCGACUAUCGUGGUCGAGUGUACUGCUUAUCAGCUAUUCUACAAUACCAAUCCAAUGACAUGACAAGAAGCUUGUUUUUAUUUGCUAACGGGAAACCACUUGGGGAGAAAGGUUUGGACUGGCUUAAAAUCCACCUCAUCAACUUAACUGGCUUAAGAAAAAGAUACUCUAACAAGGAUCGCCUUGACUAUGCCAAUCAAAUGAUGGACAAAAUCCUGGACUCUGCAGAUAGCCCAUUAGAUGGUGAACAAUGGUGGCUAGAAAGCGAUGAACCAUGGCAAACUCUGGCUUGUUGUAAGGAGAUAGCUGCCGCGAUCCGGAGUGAGGACCAUACCCAGUAUGUCAGUCACUUCCCUGUACACCAGGAUGGGUCUUGUAAUGGUCUACAGCACUACGCAGCCUUGGGGAGAGACAAAUCCGGUGCUAAAUCUGUCAAUCUGGACUCAUCAGAAGCUCCUGAGGAUAUCUACAGUGACAUUAUGGAAAUGGUGGAGCUGCGCAGACAAGAAGAUGAAAAGAAUGGCAUAGAAAUAGCAAAGAUCGUGGCACCUUACAUCACACGGAAGGUCGUGAAGAGACCCGUUAUGACCUCUGUGUAUGGGGUAACACACUAUGGUGCCCGACUCCAAAUACAACAAGUCCUGAAUGAGAUUCCAGGCUUCCCAGAGGAACAUCUCAAGGAAGCCUCUACGUACAUUACAACGACAAUAAUGGCGAAUCUGAAGAAAAGAUUUCAGACUGCGGGAAUAAUACAGGACUGGUUUAAUGAUGUUGCUAAGGCCACCAGUGCUGGCCUGAAGAAACACAUAGAAUGGAAAACUCCACUUGGGAUGCGCGUCGUCCAGAUAGCUGACAAAAAAUUUGUGCAGAAAAAUCCAAUAACAAAAGAGACAAGGAGGGUAAUCCGUCCAGAUACCAUCAAACAAAGGCACAGUUUCCCACCAAACUUCAUCCACAGUCUGGACUCCGUACACAUGAUGCUGACAGCCCUUCAUUGUAUGAAGGAAGGUCUGACUUUUAGUUCUGUGCAUGAUUGUUUCUGGACGCACGCCUGUGAUAUUGCUACCAUGAACAGGAUUUGCAGAGAACAAUUUGUUGUUCUUCAUAGUCAGCCAUUGUUGGAACAGCUCUCCCAGUACAUGUUGGAGACCCAUAAAGAGGAACUCAAGUUGCAUAAAGAUUUGAAACCUGUAGAGAGAAAAAAGCUGAAGGAAUAUGCCGAAGUCUUAAGAUGCAAUAAAAUCAAACUUGGUGAUUUUGACCUAAAAAAUGUGCUGGAUUCAGAGUACUUCUUCAGUUGAUGUUUCCUGCCUGGUUCCGUCCUAAACAUCUUCAGUUCUUGUUUUAUGCUGGAUCUACAAACUUGGCUGGCUCUUCGAGGCUGUGUGUGUGGUUGGAACAAAGUUCGACACAACCAUUGAGAACUUGUUUUGAAGUCUAGAUGUUGCUCCAGUUCAACAAUCAAUGCCAUUUAUGGGAGGCAGUACAAUUGAAGUUUUAACUACAGUCAGUUUAAGCAGCCAGUGAAAAAUAUUGUAACUGAAGAUUCACGGUCUAGCUCAACAGCCAAUGGAAAGUCUUGUAACUGAAGCUUUCAUAUCACUUAAGUUGAACAGCCAAUGGAAAGUCUUGUAACUGAAGCUUCCAUAUCACUUAAGUUGAACAGCCAAUGGAAAGUCUUGUUACUGAAGCUUCCAUAUCACUUAAGUUGAAAAGCCAAUGGAAAGUCUUGUAACUGAAACCUUCAUGUCACCUCAGUUCAACAGCCAAUGGAAAAUCAUGCUCUAAUUAUAGUUUUUCAUUUCUUUUGGAGGAAUGUUAAGUGUACACAAGAGUGUAAUGAACAAUUUAUUUAAGCAGUAAAUUGAUAUUGUUAAAUCUGUUGAUUCUUAGAAUUGACAACAAAAUUAAGUGAUGCUUUCUAGCAGUGACAUAUUAGGUGUUGAUUGGCUAAAUUAUUGUGAUGAUAUGACCAAUGAAAACCUCUCAAGUCAUUAAGUUCAUUCCCAUUUGUGCCAAAUUUGAGAUUAAUAUGUAAAAUUCCAUUACCAUCUAAAUGUGUUCUUUGAUAAUACUUUUCAUACAUCAUUAUGUGUCUGCAUGGAAUAACCUCGUAUUGAAAUUGCAUUCUAAGUAGCAUGAAUACCUCAGAUGAAUUUACAUUCAGGAUCUUGGAUCUGAGGUUGAAGUGUUGUUAAUUUCUCACAAAAUUUUAUGAUUUGUUUGAGUCGUAGAAUAUUUUUCUGUGAGACUAAUUACAUGUAUAAUCUUCUGAAUGGGUAGUGAAUGACAGGAUGGUGACAUAGAUGAAAAGUAAGUGUCUAUAUCCUCCUUGCUCUAAUAUUAGGGUCCUGAUAUGUCUGUGGUUGCAUCAAUGUGCCUACCAAAAAAAUAAUGUCUGUGAUAUUUGAUGAUGUUUAUAUUGUUAGCUCAUUUGAUGAGAGGUUGUGUAGACAUUAAGUCAUUUUAUUGUCAUAAAGCUGUAAAUGUCAUGUGUUCUCAUAAAGCUGUGAAUGUCAUGUGUUCUACAAUAUAGGUGUGAAUGUCAUGUUCUCAUAAAGCUGUGAAUGUCAUGUGUUCUAAUAUAGGUGUGAAUGUCAUGUUCUCAUAAAGCUGUGAAUGUCAUGUGUUCUACAAUAUAGGUGUGAAUGUCAUGUUCUCAUAAAGCUGUGAAUGUCAUGUGUUCUAAUAUAGGUGUGAAUGUCAUUUGUUCUCAUCAAGCUGUGAAUGUCAUGUGUUCUAAUAAAGGUGUGAAUGUCAUGUUCUCAUAAAGCUGUGAAUGUCAUGUGUUCUAAUAUAGGUGUGAAUGUCAUUUGUUCUCAUAAAGUUGUAAAUGUCAUGUGUUCUCAUAAAGCUGUGAAUGUCGUGUGUUCUCAUAAAGGUGUAAAUGUCAUGUGUUCUCAUAAAGCUGUGAAUGUCAUGUGUUCUCAUAAAGGUGUGAAUGUCGUGUUCUAAUAUAGGUGUGAAUGUCGUGUGUUCUAAUAAAGGUGUGAAUGUCAUGUGUUCUCAUAAAGGUGUGAAUGUCAUGUGUUCUCAUAAAGGUGUAAAUGUCAUGUGUUCUCAUAAAGGUGUGAAUGUCAUGUGUUCUAAUAAAGGUGUGAAUGUCAUGUGUUCUCAUAAAGGUGUAAAUGUCGUGUGUUCUCAUAAAGCUGUGAAUGUCAUGUGUUCUCAUAAAGGUGUAAAUGUCAUGUGUUCUCAUAAAGGUGUAAAUGUCAUGUGUUCUCAUAAAGGUGUGAAUGUCAUGUGUUCUCAUAAAGGUGUGAAUGUCAUGUGUUCUCAUAAAGGUGUAAAUGUCAUAUGUUCUACAAUAUAGGUGUGAAUGUCAUGUGUUCUCAUAAAGGUGUAAAUGUCAUGUGUUCUCAUAAAGGUGUAAAUGUCAUGUGUUCUCAUAAAGCUGUGAAUGUCAUGUGUUCUCAUAAAGCUGUGAAUGUCAUGUGUUCUCAUAAAGCUGUAUAUGUCAUGUGUUCUCAUAAAACUGUGAAUGUAGUUUGUUGACCAGUUAUCUUUGAAACAAGUUUCAUAAAAUCUCAUUUGAAGUGAAACCAAAUUGUUAUCAUAUAACUGAGAAAACUUACACUUUGACAGGUUUUAAAGAUAAAGCAUUCAGGAUAAAAUUAAUCAGAGGCAGCCAUUUUGUUGCUUCAUCUUCAAUUCAUGAAGUAACAUUAUUGCUCAUAUUAUGACAUCACAAUUGAUUUCUGAAUGAUACAGCCCAUCAAAAACAGAGUGUGUUGCAAGGGCGAAUUCACUGGAUGUAACAGACCAAUUCUAUGUUAAAACUGUUCAAUUUUGAGUGUACCAAAUUCCAAUUUCUUCACUGAAUAACAUAAAUCUGUUUUUAUCAUGACAGUUUGAAUUUGACAUACACAUUGUGGAGUACUCUCUCUGUUAGUACGGCUACCUCUCUGUCAAACAUGAUUUUUUUGGUAUGUUUCUUCAAAGACCGUCAGUCAAGUAAAAUUACAUUGUAGUGUUAUUGUCCUUUGCAGGAAUGUCGCUCUGAUUCAAUUCAAGGGGGGGAAUUAUUCUCUUGAAACUAUCACUAUUGUUCUGUAAAGUUUUCAACCAAAUAUUUUGGAUUCACAUGUCAAGUGGUGAGUAUAACAUAAAGUAGUGUAUAUCAUAAAAUAGAGUUGUGACACACAAAUAUAUCAACACUCGGAUGACUGUUAAGGCAUCUGGUCUCUUGUUAUAUAUGUGUGAAAUUGUUUGCUGUGAUAUGUAGUCGGUAGUAAAUAGAAUGAAUGAUGUGUGUCGGAGACUGAUAGAGUAUUCAUAGAACUGUUAAUUAUUCACAAAAUAAUUAUUGUCAUGGUGAUCAAUAAACUGGCCCUAUGAACAUUCCCUAACAUAAGAAACUUAAUUUCAAACUCCUCAUAGAACUUUUCUCUUCGUGAAGCUGGUGCCUGAUAUAGUAGUGAAAUAAACCCACCAUAAAAUGGGGGGGAGGGGGUAUCGAGUGUUGCACAUGUCUGUCUUGUUGCAUCCCAUUCCGAUUCAAUGUAAACAUGGCAGCAGGGGCAUUUAUGUCUUACAAACAUUUUGUAGUGGUUAUUUUUGUGGUUCCCUUUCUGAGUUAUUAAACAUGUUUACAAAACAACGAUCAUUUUUCUGUGAUACACUACAAUGAAACCUGACUUUACCGACGCGCUGUCACAUAAGAAGCGUUGACUUAGUCCCACUUUGUAAAGUCGGGUUUCUCUGUAUCCUAUCAUGCCUGUUCCAUCAUUAUAGUAUAUAUGUGAGCAUCAGCGUGUAACAGAACUGGACCAGGCCGAUUAUUGGCGACCAGGUAGCUCAAUUGGUAGAGCAUCAGGCUAGUGUUCAGAGGUCACGGGUUCUAAUCAUGGUCUGGCCGUGCAUUUUUUCCAAUCCUCUUACAUUUGGUGCCUGUGACGAAAUCUUGUUUCAAGUGAGGUAAAUACUUGCCAAGGGGAUAUCCGAACCUGGGUUGCGAGUUGUUAGGUCUUUCUGGUCGAAAACUUUCAAAGAGAGGGAAGAGUGUAGCGGAACUGGACCGGGUCGAUUAUCGGCGACCAGGUAGCUCAAUUGGUAGAGCAUCCGACUUGUGUUCAGAGGUCCCGGGUUCGAACGCCAGUCUGCAUGCAUUUUUCCACCUAUAAGAUACUGUACACCUACAUCUUAUAAUUACAUGUAGCACUUGUUGCACUAAUAACUAAUUAUAAUUGGCUAAUUACACUCUGUUCAUAUUGUUUUCUAUAUUAAGCAUUUGUGUGCAUUUUAUUUAUUAUUGCACUAAUGCACUAAAAUUUGAGUACUUAAAAAUAGUUAAUAGUAUUUACAUGUUAAGAUACCAAUAUGAUGUAAAUGUGUUUACUUCCAGCAUAACAAAAAGUGGUAUUCCAAAUUAGCUCUCUGCAAGUACAGGUAGUGGCCAAUUAUUUUAACAGAUGUGUGAAAUUGUCUCUAUUUGUUCAAAAUGUAUUGGGACAAAUAAUAUAUUUCUAAACAGAGAUCUUAAAUGAUAUUUUAAUGAGUCUCUGUUCUAGCAAACAUAUUUAAGGAAACGUUUGAAUAAAGAUAUUUCUAUAUAA